Messenger RNA from Rhizophagus irregularis DAOM 181602=DAOM 197198, 1278 nucleotides. RefSeq lists its product as uncharacterized. The record is from RefSeq and is a predicted model, not a curated record. NCBI's taxonomy places the organism in Eukaryota, Fungi, Glomeromycota, Glomeromycetes, Glomerales, Glomeraceae.
AUGUUAAAAAAUUGUUUGAAAUUUUAUGAAAAUUAUCAAAAAGAAAUUAAAAAUCAAAGAGAAUUAAUAAAUGAUUUAUCAACUCGUGUUGAAAAUUUAGAAAUCCAUUUUAAUAAAAAUGAUCAAGAUAUUAAAAAAUUUAAACAAGAAUUUUAUUAUUUAUUUAAAUCAAAUAAUCGAUUUAAUAAUGUUAUAGAUGAUGAUGAUGAUGAUAAAGAGAUUAUUUUAAAUAAUAAUCCAAAAUUUAUAAAAUCUUUAAAAGUUGAAUCACAAGAAUCACAAGAAAAUAUUUCUUCUAAACUUGAUCGAAUUCAUUUUAAAAUUCAAAAUAUUAUUAUUAGAAGAGAAAGUUUAGGUAAAAUUAUUAAAAAAAGAAAUUUUAAAGUUUUAUCAUAUAAUUUCACUCGUGAUGAAUUAAUUCAAUAUACAAAAUCUGAAAAUUUUAUUACUUUAAAUAAUGAUAUUAAAAGAAUUAUUAAUAAUCUUAUAAAUAAAAUGUUACAAGAUGAGUUGACGAAUUUGAAGGAUAAAAAUUCGAUUUGGGAAGAUAAUGAAGAUGCAAGUUCGAAUUUGGGAGAUAAUGCGAAAAAUGUUGAAGAUGUAAAUUCGAAUCGGGGCAAUAAUCACGCUAAUAUUCAUGAUAAUAUUCACGAUAAUAUUCACGACAAAGAUAAUAUUCACGACAAUAAUCACGACAAUAAUCACGACAAAGAUAAUAUUCACGAUAAUAUUCACGAUAAUAUUCAAGAUAUUCACGAUAAUAAUCAUGACAAUAAUCGUGACAAUAAUCACAAUAAUAAUCCCGAUAAUAAUCACGACGAUAAUAUUAAUAUUCACGAUAAUAAUUACCAAGAAACGAUUCCUAUACUUGAAACUCUUCAUUCUCAAAUUCAACAAAUUAUUGUUCAAAAAGGAAUUCUUGGUUAUAAAGUUAGGUUAAGGCAUUUUAAAGCUCUUUUAGAAAAAUAUUUUACAAUUGGUGAUUUUAUUCAAUAUUCAAAAACAAAUAAAUUUUAUUCUUUGAAUGAUAAUUCACAGAGAUUAAUAAAUCUUUUCAUUCAUAAAAAUUUAACACUAGAAUUUGAACAAGAAAAUAUGAUAUUAUCACAAAAUUUAGAAGAAUAUAUUAAAAGAGGUUUAAUUCCAGAAUUACCUUUAAAGUAUAAUAAUUAUACCGAGUAUAGGAAAAGUGGUAUGUUUCACGGAUUAAAGAAAAAUUUAAAAAGAAAUGUUGAAAAAUUAGUUGAAUUAGAAGAAAGAUUGGCAAAUGAUAAAUGA